UAGUGAGCGAACCCUCACAGAGAUACUGAUUGCAGAGAAAGCGAUCACUUGUGACAAAAUGGCCGCAAAACCGUCUUUAGUGGCGAAGAUCUCGCAACAGAUCCCAGUUCUGGUGGAAAGGUCUAAGCCUAAGCUUCGGACAUUCGUGCGCUACGCUCGGGUGGAGCUCACCCCUCCCAACCCCACAGAAAUACCGCAAAUCAUCGGUAGCUUCACAUCACUGGUGCGGAGCGCCCGCACGGGUGGGUGGAGACAGUUGACGGUGAGGGAGGCGUGGCUCAACACCCUGGUCACUGUGGAGGUGUUGUGCUGGUUCUUCGUGGGCGAGUGCAUCGGCCGAAGACAUCUCAUCGGAUACGACGUGUGA
Oppiella nova is the source of this 367-nucleotide messenger RNA. Lineage: Eukaryota; Metazoa; Arthropoda; Arachnida; Sarcoptiformes; Oppiidae. The record is from the annotation of a GenBank genome assembly.